GACUCGAGGAUGCUUUCAGGUAUGGCGACGAAACCUCGCUCAGAUAAAGGGCUUAGAGAGGUCGUUCAUGCUGAAGUGACCAGUAAAACCUGCGAAAAGGCAGGAGAACUUGUGCACUUUCCGUUCUUUGCACUUCCAGUCGAGCUGUGCGUACGCAUAUUGAAAUAUGCGCGGGAGGACGGUGAGAAAUUCCGUGAAACUCGCCUUGUUUGCCGGGCAAUGAAUGACAUCAUCGAAAGUAAUCGAGCCAUCAUCGGGCCAAUGCGUCUGCAAAGGUUGUUUGUCGGGCAACAUAGUGCGUUUGACCAGGGCCCUAAGCGUUUUGUGGUGUCAGACCUCAAGAAACUACCUGAUCGUUUGAGUUCAUGUGCACAUACUUCCAUCCAGCAAGCAUUUUUCUACAAGGAACUGCAACGCAAUCAUGUGCACAUUCGUGGAAUGGUCUUCUACCGUGUUGUUUUCAAGUGUGAUGGAAAAUUACUGAUUGAGCUGUUCGAUGCUCUGAGAAUCGUUUGUCUGAUCGUGCUCGAGUGCCAGCUUCCUGGUAAUCUGGCAGAAUUUCUUGCACGUCAUGAAUUUAUCGCCAAGAUGAAGUCGCAUUUUAUCGGUUCCACCGACAGUUUCUUUUAUUAUAAUUGCAUCAUCAACUCAGAAGGUGAUGAAUGGCUCAAAUGGUUUAUGAAGUUCACAUUCCCAUCCGUGAUGGCACCACCUCUUCCUCUUGACGAUUUAUUCAAUACGCGUGUUUUAUGCAGCGUAGAAGAACGAUUGAGGAGCGUGGCUUUGAAUAGAGAGUCCCCUGUGACAGCACGCGUACUUUGCCGCAUAGCAGAAAUUCGGACAGCUGGGAGGACCCGCCCAAGGCGUACGGUGAUGAGACUUCGCUCAGGUAAAGUGGUUGGAGAUGUCGUUCAUGCUGAGCUAACCAGUGAAUCCUGCGAUAAGCCAGGAGAUUUUGUGCACUUUCCGUUCUUUGCACUUCCACUCGAAUUGUGCGUUCGCAUAUUGAAAUAUGUGCGAGAGGGCGGAGGAAAAUUCCAUGAAACUCGCCUUGUUUGCCGGGCUAUGAAUGACAUCAUUGAGAAGAAUCGAGCCAUCAUCGGACCAAUGCUGUUGCAGAGAUUAUUUAUUGGGCAACAUCCUGCGUUUGACCAGGGUCCUAAGCGUUUUGUGUUAUCAGACCCUAAAGAAUUGCCUAAUCGCUUAAGUUCAUGUGCCCAUGCUUACAUCCAGCAGACAAUUUUCUACAAGAUCUCGUUCGAAGCAUCUUUAGUCAAGUAUUUGAUCAGAGAACUGCUACACAAUCGUGUGCAUAUUCGUGCAAUGAUCUUCUACGGUGUUGAUUUCGAUUGUGAAGGAAACGUACUGGUUGAGUUCUUCGAGGCUUCAAGAAUUGCUUGUCUGAUCAUGCUUGAGUGCCAGCUCCCUGAUAAUAUGGCAGAAUUUCUUGCACAUCACGAGUUUAUCGCCAAGAUAUCGCAUUUUAUCGGGUCCACCGAUAGUUUCUGGUAUCAUGAUGGUCCCAUUAAUGGCUCACAAGAGGAUGACUUGCUGAAAUGGUUUACAAAGGAGAUUUCAAUCGUAUAUCGGUGUGAAAGGGGCUACAGGCAAAGCAGUCUUGGCAGAUUCGCUAUUCUGUAA
Molecule: messenger RNA, 1641 nt
Organism: Cylicocyclus nassatus
Lineage: Eukaryota; Metazoa; Nematoda; Chromadorea; Rhabditida; Strongylidae
Source: the annotation of a GenBank genome assembly